Molecule: messenger RNA, 9131 nt
Organism: Bursaphelenchus xylophilus (pine wood nematode)
Lineage: Eukaryota; Metazoa; Nematoda; Chromadorea; Rhabditida; Aphelenchoididae
Source: the annotation of a GenBank genome assembly
AUGACCCACGUGCAGCGGUUCAGGACGUCGCAUUUUGUGACACAUCACAUCCCCACAGGUGAGAGUUUAAUUUCAUUGUUUUCCGGUUUUAGGUACAACAUCAAGGUGAAGGUCCACGAAUCGAGAGGUUUGCGGAAAUCCGGAGCGAAUAAUGCUUGUAUUUGUCGGAAGUAUAGUAGAGAAUAGCUGGGAAAUAUUUACGGCUUAGCGGGCGUUGUAAAUUUUGUUGAAUCAUAUUUAUUCGGGUCUGAGCCCACAAGACGCGAGGGAAUUCGUCGGAUGGGUGCUAAUUAUUAUCCCCGACAAAGACAACAUCCUUUUUUUGUUUGCGCAUAGCUUGCAGAUGGCGAUUUAUCAGAGUUCGGUUUGAUUUCUUGCUUGUUGUUUUAGUCUUCCCAUCAAAUUUGAAUAAAAUGUAGGUGAAGAUUUCGAAAAGGUUUGAACUCUCUCCGAAUUCAGGGGCAUUCGUUGUCAGACACGGUGAGGUGAGUGGUGGCCUCCGGAGAUGAGUAGGCGCAGUUUAAUGAGAUGGAACACGUUGCCGAGUACGAUUUUUUUGCCAUGGAUAAUAUAGGUUCUCAGUGCUAAAACGAAAAUUUUCCAGCUUUUGCUUUGAUGUUUAUAAAGUGAGUUUUUUCAGUCCUAGAAGAAAGUGGUGAGGACAAUUUGGAUGUGGAUGUCAAGCCAAAGGUUUGUGUGGUUGGAGUUAUGCCUCCAAACGGAUCAAUCGUCCUAAAUGUAUUGGUAAGCAUGGUUUUUUUUUGUAAUUUUGCAAGUUUUAGAGAAAUUUUGGCUUGUCUUUGGUCUGGGAUGAGUUUUUUUGACGGUGACUGAGAAAAAUUUAUAUUGUAGUAGGUGAAAAAUGACAAAUUUUUAUGUUUUUUAGCAUGGGUUUGAUGACUUUUUGUGAUUUUUGAGUCGUUCAUGGCAUAUUCAAGCUAUUUGUUAGCUUUUGCGGCUAUGAACUUGAAUUUUAUUAUAUUAUACUAGGUAAAAAUUGGCAAAUUUGACCUUUUUCGGAGAAAGAAGUAGUUUUUCGCGAUAUUUGCAGGAUUGUACGACUUCUCUUGACCAAAUUUUCUUUCAAAAUUUAAAUGUUUUGUAUUACACUAGAUAAAAAUUUGACUAAAACCUUGAAUUUUUCAGAACAAGAUGGACUGCGAAGUUGUUUAUAGUGACACGGGCGCGGAUCACGUCAACGACUCUAAUGUGACCUUUCUCUGUUGGCGUUUCGACGAUCCGAUUUUCUUCGCUCUCUCCGAAGCCGACUGUCUGAUUUUGGGCCCCACAUUGAUUCUGCAAUGUGCCGGCGAUAAGAAGAUCCCCACCAUCGAGAAGCGACGUCCAGUCUACACGCAAAGCCUUCGCGGAAUGCGGUUUUCGAUGAGUGGGUUCUCGGGUGAUGAAGUGAAACGAUGUGUGGACCUAAUUCACUUCAUGAACGGAAGCGCACGCGGAAAAUUCACACAUAAGGACAUUUUAGUGGCAGCCAAUGUCACCUGCACCAAAUAUCAUGCAAGUUUGGAGAGGUUGAGGAACAAAAAAUGUUGAUUUGAAAGAAAAUGGCCAUUUUGACCAUGUGUUAGCCUAAAAAUAAGGUCAUUUUGGUAAUUUUUUGGAUAAAUUGUUCCGGGUUUUGGGUAUUUCCGGAGAGUAUGUGGUCUGGGGUUGCUUAUAACCAAAGUUUAAAGAGUCAUGAAAGAAAUUUUUAUUUGGAAAUUCAAUUUUUUUGGCUUUGCCUUGUUUUGAACCUAAAAUAAUGUUUUUUUGCUGGCUGAAAUGCCAUUUUUUAGAUCGAUUUUGAUGAUAGUUUUGAUAUGAAUGCCUUUUUGAAGGUAAAUAUUAUCAUUUGAAGAACUGGGAAGCCUAAAUAUUGCUUUCAUAUCCAUUUCCAUCAAGAAAUAGAUAGAUUUUCAAAUUUUUCUCAAAUUCAAGCUGAUUUUUCAAUAUUUUUUGUUAUUUUUCUCGGUUUCAGGACGCCUGCAGUGUUGACUCCACCAUCUUAUCCAUGGAUUUCUUGGAAUUUUGCUGGUCGAAGCGGGAUGACGAGAAUUUCCAACCCCGCGACGUCAUCGAUCAGUUCCGACUCCGAUGUUUUGUUGGCCUCAAAAUAGCGUUGAAAGGAUUCAGUAACCCCCAUGAGAUUGGAAAAUUGAAAGCCAUGGCGAAAGACAAUGGUAAGCGAGGUUAAAUUCGGUUUUUUUGGAGAUUUUUUCUUAUCCUUGAUGUGUAAGAUAAGUUGUGGCGAAAUAAGUUUUAUUUUGCGUUUUAUUUUCAGGCGCCAUUAUUGUAAAUCAAGUCGAAGCCACACACGUCCUGUUCCCGGACGAAGAAACCGCCAUCCAACAUCGACGGCCCGGGGAUAAGGUGUUUUAUGUUAGUCCAGAGGUAAGCACUCGAAAAAAUCUUGAUUUUAAUGGAGUCUUUGGUAUUUAUUGGCAUUAAAGAGGGCAAAAAUGAGAAUUAGGGUGAUUUUUUUGACUUUACCAUACAUAUUUUUCUAGAGUUUAGUCGAUUUAUAUCGAUUUUUGAUACUUUUAUAGUGUUUUAAGUAAAAUUUUGAAAAAUUCAAAAAAUUUUUGUAUUUUUAAAGGGUAAAACAAUGUUCUUUGGGCGCGACAUGUUUGUAAAUGGAAUAAUUGUUUUAUUUUUGAUCAAAUGAAGGGCUGUUUUGGUAAUUUUUACCUUGUUUUAGCCAUUUUUUGAUGAAAUUUUUCAUUUUUUCUCAAUUUUUUCGCGAAAUGUCAAAAUUACGGCCUGUUUUUUGUUGCGAAAAUCGUAAUAUUCGGUUUGCCGUUGGCUGAAUAACGCUCAGUGCGCUCGAGCAUGCAAUAAACAAGCCCUGAGGGGUUUUCUCACAAUAAGACGGAUUAAUUUGCCCCAAAAAAUGUUAUGGAAUACCUAAACGGCCUGUUUUUUCGCGUUUAUCCGUUUGUCAUCCCUCUCGGAGAUUCGCGGCAUGACGGGAUGUUGUCAAAACUUUCAACCCCGAAGGGGUUUUUUUCGAUUUUUUUGAGCCUCAAGGUUUGAAAGAUCAAAAAGACGAAAAAUGUCUUGAUUACCUGAAAAACGAGCUUGUUUUUUUGAACCCUGAGGUUGUGACGGGAGAAUUUUGGCGAGAAAAUGAUAAAUAUGGGAGGAAUUCAGCAGGAUUGAAGGGAAUUUUGAAGUUUUUUGUCGAUUUUUGUCUAGUAUAAUAUAUUUUUUUUUUUGGAAUUGAUGGAAAUUUUGGUGGUUAUACGUCUUGUUUAUUGUUAUUAUGGCGUUUAAGGAAAUCUUUGAAUGUUUGUUUACAUUUUUUCAAAGGUUUUGAGGCAUUUUUAUAUUACACUAGACAUUUUUACCAAUUAAAAUUUGGUGUUUUAGACGUUUUUUUCGGAUUUUUUGUGUUCCCCCCGGACAUCACGAUGCAGACGGUAUUUGCUUAAACCGAAUUUUUGAGCCUUUUGGACCGGAUUUUUGUUUUUCUCAAGAUUAUACUUUUAAAAGGGCAUUUAAAGGGUUUCCUGGCAUUCGGGAGUAUUCGUCUUACAUAACUGAAAACAUCAUUUUUCUCUAAUUACAGGGGUUCCUUCAAAAAUUUUGCGGGUUUUCCGAAGUUUUUGUGUUUCACAUUGCUUUUUGAGAGAUCUUUAAGUUAGUUUGGAGGUUUUGUUUGUGUUUGGGAGGAUUUUUGUGCCAUUUUAAACGUUUUUAAUGGCUACUCGAAACUGACAACCUUGUGUCAGGUAUUUCUCUACCAAUAAUGCACCAAUUUUUAUAAAAUUUAUACCAAAUUGAAGCUGAGACAUUCUCCAUUUCUUGUCCACCAAGUAUGAUGUGUUUACGUUCACGGAGGCUCCCGUAUUGACCUUUGACAUCUUCAUUCCAAGUUUUGGAGCCCGAAAUCUGCUACAUAUAUGAGGUUCGCUAUGUUUCUCCGAUUUCGGGCUCAAAAAUUUGAAUAAAAAAUGUCAAAGGUCAGUACGGGUGCCUCCGUGAACGUAGACACAUCAAACUUGGUGGACAAGAAAUGGGGUGUCUCAGCUUCAAUUUGAUAUAAAUUUUAUAGAAAUUGAUGCAUUAUUGGCGGAGAAAUACCUGAAAUAAGGUUGGUAGUUUCGAGUGGCCAUUGAAAACGUUUAAAAUGGCACAAAAAUCCUUCUAAACACAAAUAAAACCUACAAACUAACUUAAACAUUCCUCAAACAAGCUAUUUGAAACACAAAAACUUCAGAAAACUCUCAAAGUUUUUAAAGGAACCCCUGUAAUUAAGGCAAAAUGAUGUUUUCAGUUGUGCAAGAUGAAUUGUAUAGUAUUAUGUUGGUUUUUUACUUUGGUUUUCAAAAAUUUUUUAGUGGUUCAAUCGCUCGAUCAAGAUUGGCCGCCGCGCCACCGAAUACAUCCACCCCAACCCUAUGCCCAUCUCACCCAACAAAACCCUGACCGCCAACUCACAAUUCACGGAGCAGUCGGCCAACACCCUCAGCGCCCAAUCAUUCCAGCGACGCAGAGCCUUGAACACGAUCGCAGACCCCAAUAACUCGCCCAUGUCGGCCGCCACGGCGCCCUCGACGAAUGUCGCGAGCACCUCGGCCGCCUCGUUUGGUCAGGUCACCGGCUCAUCUCAUUCCAAGUGAGUAUUUUUGGGGAUUUUUGGAGGCUUUACGGCGAUUUUCUUUUUGUUUUUUAUGGUAGGAUCGAAAAAAGAGGGCAAAAUAGCUGAUUUUUGAAGUAAUUCUUAGAAAAAACAGUAAAUAAAUAUUUGGUAUGAUGUCUACAAUAUUUUUUCUAGUAUGAAAAUUUGGUCUCCCCUUGCCAUAUCACAGAUUUUUGAGUUUUUUUUUGGUCCGAACCAGCUUUACAAGGUCCGAAAACCCGCCGUUUGUCUCUUACUCGGAAAGAAAGAGCCUUCGAACAGGUGCCUUGGUAGCGCAGUGGCAGCGCGUCAGUCUCAUAAUCUGAAGGCCGCGAGUUCGAUCCUCGCCCGGGGCAGCAAAUUUUUUUGCGAUUUUUUGAUAAAAUAUAACGCGAAGUUGGGGUUAAAAUUGUUGGAUAAGGUUAUUAAAUGUGUCUAGGAUUCAUUUUUGUUGUUUUAGGUCGUCUUUGGACAACCUCGAGAACAGCGGAUCCGGCCUUCUGGACCGAUCGGCGGAUCAGCUGGAUGGGAACGGCCAGCUGCCCAAAACUAAAAGAUUCAAGGUGUUCACGGAACUGCUGGACACGGAGCAGAACUACGUCGACAUUUUGAGUCUUAUCAUUACGGUAAUUUUUUUAAAUUUUGAUUUUUUUUUUUGGAUUUUAGGUAUAUUGCUCGAUUCUUGAUAAGAACCGUCGAAAAUUCUCAAUUUUCAGAAUUUCAAACAGCCGUUGGAGUCGCGACCGGACGAUCUGGUCUCGAGACGCGAUCUGAACACGUUGUUCUCGCGAAUAGAACCCUUAUACCACGUACAUUCCAACAUUUUGGGCUCGCUUAAGGCGCUGGCGGGCCGCGACUUCCGAGAGUGGCGCGAAAACAAGCUGGUGGGCCAGGUGUACGCCACCCCCAAGGAUGCACUGAUCGACCAUUACGUGUCGUACAUGAACUCAUACGACCAAGCGAAGGCGUCGUUGGACACGAUUUUGCUCGACCCAAAAGUCGCUAGUUUUAUGAAGGUAGGCGAAUUUUGGAGACUGAAAAAUGGUGGAAAAUGUGGGUGUAAUGGUUUGGAAUUGAAAAGUAGAAGCGUUUGAAUGAUGCUGCUUUAAAUUCAGUCCAUUCCAGGAGCUGGAAAGCAACCCAGCAUGCAGGAAAUGCAGCCUGCGCGACAUGCUGAUCCGGCCCGUCCAACGACUGCCCUCGGUCAUACUGCUUCUGAAAGAGCUGCGCAAAGCCACGGACAAGAACAACCCCGACUACCAAUGGCUGGAAAAGGCCAUCCAGUCCGUGGACGAGGUCCUCACCAAGUCCAACAAACGCCGACAAAUGACCGACCAAUACUCGGGAUUCAUGCAGAUUGCGAACGAUAUUGAAGGAUUCCCGGUCGGUUUUUUGGGUUGUUUUGGGGAUGAGGAGGAAGUGUAGGGCUGGAAAAAGGAUGUGAUGAAUGGUUGGCUAGUUGGUUUUGAGAUUUUUGGGGGAAAAAUUGGAAUUUUAUAUUGAUUUAGGUUGUUUUGGCGGGUUUUUGAUAAAUUGUGAAGAUUUUGGUCAAAUGUUUUGGUUUUUUCGAUGGAAUUGAGGUGCGUGGAGAAAGUAGAAGACAGAAUUAGUCGGUUUAUAGGUGUGCAUCGAUUUUUUAGCGAGAAAAUGAAAAAAAAUUUCUCAAAAAAAAAAAUUUUUUUUUUUGGUUUUUUUGCGCCGAAAGUAAUUGUAAUUAAAAUUUCAGACAACUUAUGUCCAAUCGUCCAGAGAGUUCAUCCAGAAAAUUGAUUUGUUUGUACUGGGCGCCGGCGGAAUGAUGGCUCGAUUGAAGGGGAAGGUGGUCAGCUUCUUCCUCUUCAACGACACGGUUGUGGUGAGUAAAAUUUUUUGUUUUGAGUUGAGAUAGGGUUUUUGGGUAAAGUACGGAGUAUGGAAUUCAGAGGGAAUUAUUUUUUUUUGAUUUUUCGAUUUAAAUUAUUUUUUUCUAUUUUUUGGGUUUUUUUAUUUUUUAUUAAUUUUUUUUUGAUUUUUCGACGAUUAGAAAAAUCUUUUUUAAUUUUUUGACAAUUCAUUUUUUUUUCAAAAAAUUAAGUUUUUUUUGAUUUUUCGAUUUAAAAUUUUUUUUUAUUUUUUGAUUUUUUUUUUUUUUUAUUUUUCGACACAAUUAAAAUAUUUUUUUCAAAAAUUAAAUUUUUUGUUUGGUUUUUCGACAAUAAAAAUAUUUUUUUAAGGUUUUUUGACGAUUAAAAAAAAAGUCUUUUUUGAUUUUUCGACAAUUAUUUUUUUUUUCAAAAAUUAAUUCUUUUUGAUUUUUCAAUUCUUAAACCCAUUUUUUCACCGAAAUGAUUUUUUCAGGUCGCCAAGAACCGACGAGCCAGCCUGCACCGCGACUCCACCAGCUCCAUGGGCCUCUCGAACUCGACGCAGAACCUGAACACCACCACGGCCUCCAAUCUGACAAUGUCCAUGUCGAUGAGCGGGAACAGAGCAACGUUGGCGCGAAACAAUUCGUUCCUCGGUUCGUUCCGAGCACCCCAAAGAAAGCCGUACAAAUACAUUGACGCCUUGCGGUUCAGCUGCUUCCGAUUGUUGUUGCACACACAGGAUCGAGGUGGGAAUUUUUUUGGGGGUUGUUUUGGCUGUGUGGGAAAAUUUUGAACACACAAAUUUUUUUAAAAAAAAGCGAAAAAAUCUAUGAAUUUUUAAAACUUUUUUUUGGAUUUUUAAGAUUUUUUAAAAUUUUUUUUAAAAAACUUCGUUUUUUUAAGCUCGUAUUUUACCUUGGUUUAUCUGAUAUUUUUAAAAAAAUUUUUUUUUUUGAUUUUUCGAUUUUUAUUUUACCGAUUUUUUCAGGAGUUUUCUUCAUGAAAAUCCGCGAUCAAAAGGCGGAUGAGAUGUGCGCCUUCCAAGUGGCCGGUGAAACGGACAGCCGCGCCGCAAUGGUGUUCUUGAACGAACUGGUCCAUGUCAUCGGGACCAACACAACCAGACAACUGAACCUGAAUGACGCGUUGGAAGUUCUCGACAGAGAAGGAGGCUACUUUCUAGACCCGGAGGACUUGGAUUUUAUGAGAAGAAUGAUGUAAGUUGAGAUUUUUUUAAAGUUGGGGUUUUUUGGAAAUUUUAAAUUUUUCUGCGGAUUUUUGAGGGUUUUGGAGGGAGAAUAGGAUUUUUAAGGGUUGUAGAGGCUAUUACUGUCCAGUUUGAAGUUUUUGACAUCUGCAUUUUUUUCAUUUUUCGACCAAUUUUAUAUUGUUUUAGGUAAAAAUUGAGUUUUUUUUUUGAGGAAUUCGGGAUGUUUUUUUUUUUUGAUUUUGCAAGUACUAAUUCACGCGAAGAAUUAAUAGAGAUGUAAAUGAAGGCAUAAAAUUGCCAAUUUUUUAUUGAUUUUACCUUGUUUUUGGCUAAAUUGAUGUUAUUUUAGAGAUCAAUUUUUUUUCUUUUUUCCGGGAUUUUUGAGGUGUUUUUAAGCUUGUAGAUGCUAAAUUAAAUAAAAAUUACUUUUUUCUAAUAUUUGGGAUAACAAAAUUGCUUUUGUGGAAAUUUACCUUGUUUUAGACAUAAAUUUAUGGCAUUUUUUAUUAAAAAAAAUUUUAUUAUUUUAAAGUUUUUCUCUGUUUUUUCGAGGGCUUAGGUAGAAAUUGGAGUGAAAAUUGAUUAAAAAUUUUUUUGAGUUGUGGUUUUUGCUGUUUUUAGACAAUAAUUUGCCUUGUUUUUAUGCUCAAUUUAUAUGAUUUUUGAUUAAAAAAUUUAAUUUUUUUUACAUUUUUGCUGUUUUAUAUGACAUUUUUAGGUAGCAAUUGAGCUGAAAAUUGAUUAAAAAAAUAUUUUGAAUUAUUUUUUUGGCUCUCUGUUAGAUUAAUUUUUCUUUGUUUUACAAGGAAAGUACUUCUAUGGGGUAUGGAGUUACAGGUCGAGUCAUAUAUCAAAAAAUUCGCAAAAUUUUUCCGAUUCAGAACAUGCAAAAAUUAGCUGCCUAAUUUCUAGUAAAGAUACCAGAGUUUACUGCAACUCAAAAACAAGCUUUGUAUUUGGUAAAAACUUGGUCAAAAAGGCAUUUGCGUGGUGUUUCGAGAAAAGUUCCGAGGGUUUUUUUUCACCCUUACAUACCAAAAUUAGGCAGCUAGUUUUUACAUAUUCUGAAUCAGAAAAAUUUUGCGAAUUUUUUGAUAUAUAUCUCGACCUGUAACUCCAUACCCCAUAGAAGUACUUUCCUUGUUAGACUAAAUUUAUUUGAUUUUCGAUAAAAAAUUUUUAUUUAUUUUUUCACUUUUUUUGUAUGUUUUUCGCGGGUUUUAGGUAGAAGUUGAAGUGAAAAUUGAUUAAAAAAACGUUUGAGAUAUGUUUUUUGCGGUUUUUAGACUAUAAUUUUCCUUGUUUCAGAAGCCAGGCGGACCACCAGGAAGCGGGCAACGCGCUGCGCCGCUCCCACUCGCAACUGCGACGCGCGGUGUCGUCGGUCUCCAUCCACCUGCACCGCAUGACGUCGCGGUCCAAGUUCAACGACAGCGUGUCGGCCCUGCCGCGCUGA